UAUUAACAUACAUUUUCUACAUAAAUAAUCAACUAUAUUUCAUGAUAAGUGAAUUCGAUUUUAUAAGAUACAAUUUAUAAUUAUUAUAAUGCCUCGUUGUACGGCCACAUCAGUGGAACAAAUAUUUGAAAUCCUGCAAAAAAAAAUUGUUUUUAACAAAAAUGGUAGCAUCGUAAAGAAAUCAGACAAACUAUGGAAAGAAGCAAGUUCUUCAAUAAAAAAUGUAGUUUGUGGAACUACUUUAUACUUUUAUGUUGCAAAAGACUGGAAUGGAUUAGCUACGAAAUUGAAAGAAUAUUAUCGCCAAAAUGAAAAUCCAGAAUGUGCUGCAAGUGUAAAAAAGGAUAGUAAAAUUAUUGAUGAUUGUCCAAAAUUAGUUUUCACAAUUAUAUUUGACAGAACAGAAUGGCUAGGACUUCAGCCAAUAUUAAAAGAAGAGAAAAAAAUUCUGCCUGAAGGAUGGACACAUCUUAUAAUGAAGAAGAUUUGGAUGUCUCAACAAAUACCUUGUCCAUAUAGUUUUAAAAAAGGAUAUGUGUCUUCUAAGAAUAAUACUAUCAAAUUCCAUGGUAGUUGUAAAGAGUGUGGAAAUUCUAUUAGUGGAAUUUGUAAUAUAUCAACUGCAGAAAAUCAAACAUUUCAUAUAAAUACAUAAGACUCCAAAACAAUUAGACAUUUUAAAAAACGAUUCAUAUCAGGACCAUUAAGAAAUGAAACUCAGAAAAUUCUUGUAAAUGAAAAGGCAUUGAAACAUAAAAGAACUGAGGCCAAAACCCUUAUUAAUUAUGGAAAUGUGGAAGGGCCUCUUGUCCAUACAACUCCUGUACUAAGAAAAGUAAGACAACAGGGUAUUUUUAAGACUUAUGGCAUAGAAUCUACGACAAAUAUUGUGGAUGCAAUUAUUUCAAUGAAAAUCGAUGAAAAAUGGUCUCCAAUUAUUAAGCAAAUAGGAGAUUUUCCAUUUAAUGUUGUAUUUUGGUCAAAUGAACAAAUAGAUCUCUGGAACACUAUUAAUUCUGCAAAUGAUAUAUCGGUAUCCCUCGAUGCAGCUGGACGCUUUGUUAAAAAAAUCAGGAUAGGAAGCGAAGUGUCGUCACAUAUAUUUUUAUAUGUUAUCAGUGCGUCAUUUGGUGGUAAAAUUUAUCCCCUCUUUCAAUUUCUGUCAGAGUAUCAUGCAACAAUAUUCUUGAAAGAUUGCUUGAACUUAUGGCUCGAAGGUAGUGUCUCGAAACCACAGCAAAUUGUAACGGAUAGGUCCAGUGCUUUGCAAAAUGCUAUUUGUUUAGCAUUCAAUAAUUGUUUAUACAAAGAGUACUUAGUAAUAUGCCACAAAAAACUUUUAAGAUUAAGUAAUAAUUUACCCGCAUGUUUUUACAGAAUGGAUAUUGCUCAUUUAAUAAAAUCUGUAACAA
This is a messenger RNA of Nasonia vitripennis (jewel wasp), 1412 nucleotides long. RefSeq lists its product as uncharacterized. NCBI's taxonomy places the organism in Eukaryota, Metazoa, Arthropoda, Insecta, Hymenoptera, Pteromalidae. The transcript is spliced from 2 exons. The record is from RefSeq and is a predicted model, not a curated record. The coding region runs from base 89 to 655 and encodes 188 amino acids.